Molecule: messenger RNA, 444 nt
Organism: Eubalaena glacialis (North Atlantic right whale)
Lineage: Eukaryota; Metazoa; Chordata; Mammalia; Artiodactyla; Balaenidae
Product: large ribosomal subunit protein mL49-like
Biological process (GO): translation
Cellular component (GO): mitochondrial large ribosomal subunit; ribosome
Molecular function (GO): structural constituent of ribosome
Source: RefSeq, a predicted model, not a curated record
AUGAGAACCGGUGUCCCACCGGGCUGCAGGCUACGGCAUCUGAGCCAGACCCAGGGGCCUCCUGAUUACCCCAGCUUCGUGGAGUCUGUGGAUGAAUACCGUUUUGUGGAGCGCCUGUUACCCCCCACCAGCAUCCCAAAGCCCCCCAAACAUGAACAUUAUCCCACACCUAGAGGCCCCCCACCCAACCUGCCCUUCUUUGUGCGGUGCUCUUGUAUGCACAAUCCGGUCUACAAGGACAUCACGCAUGGAAACCGUCAGAUGACUGUGAUCCGGAAGGUGGAGGGGGACAUUUGGGCCCUGCAGAAGGAGGUGGAAGAUUUUCUGAGCCCGCUGCUGGGGAAGACACCUAUCACCCAGGUCAAUGAGGUGACAGGUACCCUUCGGGUCAAGGGCUACUUUGACCAGCAGCUCAAAACCUGGCUCCUGGAGAAGGGCUUCUGA